This is a messenger RNA of Arachis stenosperma, 4111 nucleotides long. RefSeq names its product protein ROLLING AND ERECT LEAF 2-like. NCBI's taxonomy places the organism in Eukaryota, Viridiplantae, Streptophyta, Magnoliopsida, Fabales, Fabaceae. Bases 427 to 3291 code for a protein of 954 amino acids. The record is from RefSeq and is a predicted model, not a curated record. The transcript is spliced from 4 exons.
GCUACUUUCCUACUUUCCUCCAUUUCUUUAUCAUUAUUAUUAAUUAUUCACACACUAUAAUAAUAACAACAUAACAUCCCUCCUUCCCUCUUCAAUUUUUGACUAAUUUAAUAAUAUUUCCGCUUAAAUUAAAUUUAAAAAUUAAUAUCUGAGGGGUGAUUGGAAAUGAUUCUGCUGGUUCCCUGAACCCUGAUGAAUCCAUACAUCUCUCUUUGCAUUUUAACGGCUUGAUCUCUCCCUCGUUUUCCACCCCAAACACACACGCAUUUUCAUGCUCUCUCUCUCUCUCUCUCUAAAAGAAUGCAGAGCUGACUGAAACACUGAACAGUACGAAACUCAUCAACACAAAAACAAACACCACUCCUUCUUCUUUCUUUGUCUCAAUGGUGGAAUGACCAUCAUGACCCUGCUUCUGCCGUGACGAACAUGGGAUGCGGAGGCUCCAAGGUGGACCACCUCCCACUCGUCACUCUCUGCAGAGAACGACGGGACUUCCUCAGAGCCGCUUCCGACCACCGCUACGCCCUCGCCGCUGCUCACGUCGCCUAUUUCCACUCCCUCAGAGACAUCGGCGAAGCGCUACGUAAAUUCGCCGACCACGACCUCGUCUUCGCCACCGCCUCCGCCUCCGUCACCGGCUCCUCCCCCUCCCCUCUCAGCUCCCCCGUCCUCACAUUACCCUCCGACCAAGGAAAACCCUCUAAAAACACAAAAACCAAAACCAAAAACAAAAUCAGGGCCUCAACUUCUUCAACUUCCAUUUCGCAUGGCGGCGAUGCUUCCGGGAGCGACGAGAUCGACGGUGGGUCACACAUACACCUGUCCGAUUCAGAUUCCGAAUUGCGCUCUUCUUCUUCGGGCCACAUCCACAUCGAAGACGAAGAGCACGAUAUUGAAGAAGAUGACGAAGAAGCAUCACCACCUUACGGGUACGGAUAUUACCAUGAUCAUGAACCACAAGAUUGGGGGCACAAUCCACAAGGGGAAGGGUAUAAUAGUAAUCAUACAUAUGCUUUCUACAUGAAGAGAACCGCGCCUCCUGGAAGAUCCAUGAUCUACGAAGAGCCACAGACCCGUGUUGCAGAGUCGGGUCAAUGGCCCGACCCGCAAAAUAGUUAUGGUGGAUACGGGUUUGGUUACAAUGGUAGUGCUGGUGGUUAUUUUGGGUUUCCGAGCGGUUCUUCUCCGCCGCCUCCGGGGGCGGAGUAUUCUUACUACGGUCAACAGAGGACAGCUUCGCCGGCGGCGCCUCCGCCGCCUCCGGCACCCCCAUCUCCGCCGAGGGUUUCAGCAUGGGAUUUUUUGAAUGUGUUUGAUAGUUAUGACAAUGGUUACUCGGGUUAUCUAUCUUCUCAGGGGAGGUAUGGGUUUGGUUCGAUUUCUAGUAGCCCGGAUUCGAAUGAGGUGAGGGAAAGAGAAGGGAUUCCAGAAUUGGAAGAUGAGACUGAGCAAGAAGUGCUGAAGGAGGUUCUCCAUAACCACAGGGAGAAGGAGAAGAAGAAGAUAUUGAAUGAGGAAAAAGCACCACCAAUGCAAAACCACCAACAACAAAAACAACAUUUUAGGGAGAGGGAUUUUGGAGAAGGUACCUCAAAUUCAAAGGCAGUGCCAGUAUCAAUGCCCCAACAACGAAAACAACAAAGGAAAAAUGGUGAGGGGAGUUCCAAUAAGACCGUGAGGUUCCAUGGAAGCAGUGAUGAUAGUGGUGGUGGUUCUGGUUCCCUUCAUGAGAAGGAGAUUAAGACUAGCAGCAGCCCUGACACCAUUGUUUCUAGGAGCUCCCCUGAGGAGGAGGAGGAGGAUGGGGAGCGGUUAGGAAGGAAGAAAGGGGUGACUUUUGAGGUAGAAGCAACCGUCUCGGCAGUUGAUGGGGGUGAUUCUUCUUCAAAAAUGAGUAGCUUGACCACUUUGUCUCCUCAUGGAACCAGGGAUUUAAAAGAGGUUGUUCAGGAAAUCAGGGAUGAGUUUGAGACUGCCUCUAAUGUUGGGAAGGAGGUUGCACUUCUUCUUGAGGCUUGCAAGCCACCCUAUCGGUCCAGGGUUGCUCCAUUCAAAGUUAUGUUUUCCAGAAUCGUACAUUCAUUGGCACCUUCUAGGUUACCGUCACAUCCUCCAUCUAGGCCUCCAGUGCAGUUAUCUUCUAGGGCAAUGAAAAUGGCAAAAGCAUAUUGUGGUGAACCUGGGAGAGAGUUCAAUACAAAUCCUUUAAACCUUUCAUCUACUUUGGAGAAACUUUAUGCAUGGGAGAAGAAACUGUAUAAGGAAGUUAAGGAUGAAGAGAGGUUACGAUCUAUUUAUGAGAAACAAUGCAAGAGGCUGAAAACAUUGGAUAAUCGAGGAGCUGAAUCUACUAAAAUUGAUGCUACUGAGGCAUCAAUAAAAAAGUUGCUGACAAAAAUAAAUAUUUCCAUCAGAACUGUGGAAGCCAUAUCAUUGCGGAUACACAAAUUGAGGGAUGAUGAAUUGCAGCCUCAACUUGCAGCUUUGAUUACUGGAUUGACAAGAAUGUGGAAAUUCAUGCUCAAAUGCCAUGAGAAACAGUUCCAAGCUAUCAUGGAGAGUAAAACUCACUCUCUUAAAAUUAACACUGGUUUACAAAGAGACGAAAGUUUGAAGGCCAUCCUAGAACUUGAAAAGGAGCUUCUAAAUUGGUGCAGUCAGUUCAACAAUUGGGUCAGGAUGCAAAAAUCAUAUGUUGAAAAUCUGAACGAGUGGCUCAGAAGGUGCCUUCUCGAUGAACCUGAAGAAACCGCUGAUGGUGUUGUCCCCUUCUCUCCUAGUCGAAUUGGAGCUCCGCCAGUUUUUGUGAUCUGCAAUGAUUGGCAUCAAGCAAUGAGUAGAAUAUCAGAAAGGGGGGUGGCAGAUGCCAUGCAUGAAUUUGCCCAAAGACUACAUGAGCUAUGGGAGAAGCAAGACGAGGCGCAACGUCAGAGAAUCAAAGCAGAGUAUCUGAAGAAAGACUUUGAGAUGCAGCUUCGAACCUUGCGCAGGGAAAUGGGAGAUACAGAACAUGUGCAUGAUAAAGUUUCGCAGAAGACAGCACUGUCAAAGGGUCAUUCUGAAAGUGGUGUUUCACCACUAGAUGAUCUAAAAGUGGAUCUAGAUUCUAUGAAGAAGAGAUUGCAUGAAGAGAGAGCAAAACAUAAAGAAGCCAUCAAGCAGGCCCGCGAUGCAGCUUCUAAUAGUUUACAAGCAGGUUUAAUUCCCAUAUUUAAGACAUUAGAAAGUUUCACUUCAGAGGUGGUGAAGGCUCAUGAGCAAGUCAGGCUUCAAAACACUAAAGCCUCGUAAUAGAGAUGCUAGCUGUCUUGUUUCGAUUUUAUGGCUUGAGAUUGCAUUUACCCAAGUGUGGAUCGAAUGAGGGAGUUUAGAGAGCAUGGGAUCAUUAUGCAUCGGAGAUUUAGCACUAACCACCAUUUUUGCAGCUAGAAUUAAUGUUGUACCGUAGGGAAGUGCCUCUUGAAAUAUACCAUACAAGAGGUUCUAUCUUAGAAUAACUUUCAGCAACAAAGGUUUGGGGUGCUCAAUGUUCAGGAAGUAGUUAUCUUAAAUCAUGUCCUGUAACACACUUCAUCCUACAGUUAGGUAAAAUUUUGUACAGAAAAAUUCAUUUAUUGGUUAAUUGGUUGUAGGUGGUUGUAUAUUUUAUUCCAUAUGCCUAGGACUCUAGGAGUAGGAGGAGACAGGAUGUUAGCAAGAGUUUCAAGAAUGAUCAAGUGAAGCAAAAUGUGCUUUAAUUUGUUGUAUUCUCCUUUCUUUCUAGUUAGUGUUACUAGUGUUACCCAAGUUGUGUUAUAUGCAAUUGCUAGGCCAAAUUUUGAAUUGUGAAUCUGAAGUGCAUAUAUAUGAAGGACUACCAGGUCUAGAGAAAGUAAGUGAAGGAAGAAUGGAGAGUUUGAAGAUGAAUGGGAGUGUGUGAAGAGAGGUUGAAUUCUGCUUGGAAAGCAAGAGUCGUAACAUUGUUGGUGGGUUUUUAUUUAGCAAAAAUGCUAUUUAUACACCAAAAUCAGCCACUAAAAUUAGUCAUCAAUGUAUUUGUAUAGAAAUAUAUGUGUGGUUUAAUUUAUUUUCAAUGUGUAUCUGUAAUUUGUAUUUCGACAUAUAUUUUAUA